Messenger RNA from Penicillium concentricum, 2199 nucleotides. RefSeq names its product N,N-dimethylformamidase beta subunit family domain-containing protein. NCBI's taxonomy places the organism in Eukaryota, Fungi, Ascomycota, Eurotiomycetes, Eurotiales, Aspergillaceae. The transcript is spliced from 3 exons. Bases 1 to 2199 code for a protein of 732 amino acids. The record is from RefSeq and is a predicted model, not a curated record.
AUGUCUGACACUCAAAUUAUUGGUUAUGCUCAACCUUGGAUUGUUUCCCCUGGAGACCCGGUUGACAUCAAAGUCUCGAGUACCGAAAAGGGAUAUGAUCACCGUUUACGGUGCUCAUGCUCCCCCGUUGUGAUAGAAGAUAUCACUGAGGUCCCCGCUGGCCACCAUGAGGAUGGUUGUUUCCAAGAUGCUUGCGCAGGUUCCUAUGCUCUUGUCCCAUCCUGGGCGGACGUGGCACCUGCAGCGGGAGAGGGCUUCGAAGUAGAGUUCCAUGCUCAACCAUACUUGCUUGAUGUCGGCUACUUCUGCCAAACCCUUGUAUCUUGUCUCGACGUCUCUUCUCGAACUGGAUUCGCUGUCGUUUUGAAAAACUCGAAGCUUCAGUUCUUCAUCGGCACAGGAAAUAAAAUUCAGGUCGUCGAGAGCCAACUCCUCGUGAAUCGCUGGAGAUGGCUCAAAAUCAGCCUGAGUGUCGUUGACAACACCUUCACUUCGAGCAUUCACCAAUUGAACCGUCUCGCUGAGACUGCCCCCAAUGGCGAAAAGAUGAGUACCGACCUGUCCGCACCCAUGGUGUUGGGGUCGAACUCGUUGCUGUUUGGUGCAGGCAUGUUCAAGGACAUCGAUCAGCAGAGCUCUAAGUCAUCAAACUAUUACAAUGGUCGAAUCGAUUCUCCUUCCUUCACCUUCACGGGCUCAUCACGCCGCACUGUCGCGCAGUAUGACUUCUCCAAAGAUAUCUCUAGCGACUCGAUCGUUGAUGUGUCUGGAAAUGACCGCCACGGUGUGUUGAUUAAUGCACCCACACGAGCCGUCAAGGGGUAUAACUGGGACGGCACUCAGCCAGACUGGACCAAAGCUUCAUACGGGUAUGGAGCUAUUCACUUCCACGAGGAUGACUUGGAUGAUGCCAAAUGGUCAACAAACUUCACCAUCACUAUCCCAUCAAGCGCUCGCUCCGGUGCAUAUGCUGUUGAAGUCAAGACCGCGGACGGCACAAGCGACAUGAUCACAUUCUUUGUCCGACCGAACCCCAGUUCCACGGCCAAGGUGGCGUUGGUUCUCACAACAUUCACAUACCUCGCGUAUGCUAAUGAGCGAAUGUAUGACGAGACCAAGUCGUCGGCGAUGACAACCCCAGAUGGAGUUAGCAUCGGGCCGGGAAAUGAGUAUUAUGAAAGACUGUCCCGACGACCAGAUUUGGGCCUCUCGGCUUAUGAUGUUCACACGGAUGGCUCCCCCAAUGCAUACUCCACGGCUCUCCGACCGAUUCUCAAUCUCCGACCCGGAUUUGUGCACUGGGCCCUGGACCGACCUCGCGAGUUCAGCGCUGAUCUUCUCAUGGUCGGAUACUUAGAGCGUUCCGGAAUCCCAUAUGACAUUAUCACCGAUCAUUGCUUGAGCAGCAGAGGUCAAGAAUCAACCGCGCAAUACACCACACUCAUCACUGGCUGUCACCCUGAAUACCACACUCUCGCUUCUCUCGACACCUUGAGCUCAUUUGCCAAAUCGGGCGGCAACAUGAUGUACUUGGGCGGCAACGGAUUCUACUGGGUCGCCGAUGUUGUCAAUGAGCGGUCUCACCGCAUGGAAGUUCGCAAGGGUGAUCAGGGCUGUCGGUCCGUCACUUUCCCCGCUGGAGAACGCAUGCACAGUCUCACUGGAACCCUUGGUGGUUUAUGGCGCAGCCGUGGUCGUGCUCCCAACUACCUCUGGGGUAUUGGACCUUGUGCGUUCGGUACCGGACCAGGAAAGGCUUAUACAGCAGAUUUGAAAUAUGCCCAAGAUGAGAAAUACAGCUGGAUUUUCAAGGGCAUUGACGCCACAAAGCCGAUUGGCGAGAAGGGUUUCGGUGGCGGCGCCAGUGGUGACGAGAUCGAUCGCCUGGAUUAUGCGCUUGGAACACCAUCCAAUGCGGUCUUGCUGGGAAGAAGUCUCCAGCAUGAUGACUCCUUUGGACUUUUUAAUGAAGACUCCAUGUUCCCCAUGGUGAACACUCUCGGUACCACUUGUGAUAUGGUCAGAAGUGACCUGGUAUAUUAUGACACCUCAGGUGGUGGCGCGGUAUUCUCCGUUGGCAGUAUCAACUGGUUCUGCAGUAUGGGCUGGGAUGAUUAUAGUAACGAGGUAGCUACAUUGACUGACAAUGUGCUAAGAGAGUUUGUGAGAAGAGGAAAGGGUCCUGGGGAGAAGAAGUAA